CACUUACGUGCUUAGCAGCAGCAAUGGAUCUCCUUACUGUUAAGCACAUUUCAGAAUGCUUUGUUAAACCACAGUUUGUUACAGAAUCUAUGAAGGAGCCUUGUCAUUUGAUACCAUGGGAUCUUGCCAUGCUCUCUGUUCAGUAUAUUCAGAAAGGUCUUCUCUUCACCAAACCCCCAGAAGCAUAUGAUCAAGAAGACUUCAUCAAGACUCUUCUUGAUAAUCUGAAGCACUCCCUUUCUCUAACCCUGGUUCAUUUCUACCCUCUUGCUGGCAGAAUGAAGACGUUGACCACCCAAAACCCACCUUCUUGUGUGGUCUUUGUCGACUGCAAUGACAGCCCUGGUGCUAAAUUUAUUCACGCAGCUUUAGACUUGUCAAUAGCUGACAUCCUUUCACCUACUUAUGUGCCAUUGGUGGUUCAGUCUUUCUUUGACCAUGAUAGAGCAAUUAACCAUGAUGGGCACACCAGGUCUCUGCUCUCAAUUCAAGUGACAGAGUUGGUGGAUGGAAUCUUUAUAGGUUGUUCAAUCAACCAUAGCUUGGGUGAUGGCACCUCUUUCUGGAAUUUUUUCAACGCAUGGUCUGAGAUUUUUCAAGGACAAGGCAAGAUUGAUAAAUAUCCCUCAAAUUUGCCCAUAAUCAAGCGCUGGAUUCCAGAGGGUUAUGAUCCAAUCAUCAGCCUUCCUUAUUCUCAUCCUGAUGAAUUCAUCAGCAGAUUCGAAGCACCACAGCUUCUAGAGAGAGUGUUCCAUUUCUCAUCCGAAUCAAUAGCUAAAAUCAAAGCCAGGGCCAAUUCAGAGGCAAAAACCCAGAAAAUUUCCUCCUUUCAAUCCUUAUCAGCACUUCUGUGGAGGACCAUAACCCGGACACGAAAUCUGCCACAUGAUCAAUCAACCAGCUGCAGAUUAGCCACCAAUAACAGAUCAAGACUGGAUCCGCCAUUGUCGCAGUAUUAUUUUGGAAAUUGUAUUCAAACAGUGAGAGGUUUUACCACGGCUGGUGAGCUGCUUGAACAUGACCUGGGAUGGGCAGCUUGGAAGUUGCACGAGGCGGUGGUUAGCCACAGUGAUAAAGCGAUACGCGAGUGGCUUGAGGCAUGGAAGCAGAGUCCGUUUAUAUACCAGGUUGACAGGUUCUUCGAUCCAUGCAGCAUAAUGAUGGGAAGUUCGCCGAGGUUCAACAAGUAUGGCUGUGAGUUUGGGAUGGGUAAAGCGGUGGCACUUCGCAGUGGCUAUGCGCAUAAGUUUGAUGGCAAAGUUUCGGCAUAUCCGGGGCGUGAGGGCGGCGGAAGCAUUGAUUUGGAGGUGUGCCUUCCGCCAAAUUCAAUGAAAGCUCUUGAAGCUGAUCGUGAAUUCAUGGAAGCUACUUCUUGAUCCAUUUAGUUAAAAGUACUUUCCGUUUCGUAUGCUGUGAUCGUUUCAUUUUACCUUUGUUUGAAUAAGAGAUACAUGCAAUAAUAUUGUUGAAUGUUGAGUGCUACAAAUAGACAUUGAAAUGAAAUCUUUAGUUUUCAA
Molecule: messenger RNA, 1517 nt
Organism: Mangifera indica (mango)
Lineage: Eukaryota; Viridiplantae; Streptophyta; Magnoliopsida; Sapindales; Anacardiaceae
Exons: 1
Coding region: 24-1376 (450 amino acids)
Source: RefSeq, a predicted model, not a curated record